This is a messenger RNA of Histoplasma capsulatum G186AR, 8831 nucleotides long. Its product is annotated as 60S ribosomal protein L19. Gene Ontology annotation, molecular function: protein kinase regulator activity; structural constituent of ribosome. The coding region runs from base 1 to 8355 and encodes 2784 amino acids. The transcript has 13 exons. Lineage: Eukaryota; Fungi; Ascomycota; Eurotiomycetes; Onygenales; Ajellomycetaceae. Gene Ontology annotation, cellular component: cytosolic large ribosomal subunit; ribosome; cytosol. Gene Ontology annotation, biological process: regulation of translation; cellular response to amino acid starvation; translation. The record is from RefSeq and is a predicted model, not a curated record.
AUGGGCUUCAUGAGCUACAUGAGAAAUUGUCUGGACCUCUUUCGACCAAUUGUGAAGCUUUUAUUCAGGACAUAUCCCUUUUACGUUGACCGCGCCUCUCGUCAAGCAGUGCAGAAAUGUCUCGGUGCGCUGUUUCGAAUUCCAACCGCAAACCUCGACCUUCAAUAUUUCAUUCAGGAAUUAAAGAAAGAAUGUUCCAAGUCGACAAUAGCUUCUACGAAUGCUUUUGUUUUAGCAGAAUGGUGUUCGCUGCUACUACAACUCCUAAGCGAGAUGCCUGACUCCACUCAGUCUGUAUUAGAGAUUUUAUCCGCAGAUGCCAAGGUCAUCGAAAUUUGUUUGCGUACUAAAACCAAAGGAAGCGUGAAGCACUCAGCUGUUGUCGUGACCAGACGAGCAUUGCGAGCAGUUUUUUCCCCGGAGGAAAACGGCGAGGAGAUCCUACGGCGGGCAAUUCCUCUGUUGACGAGUGAUGCCAUCUCGGGUUCAAGAAAUGCUCCAUUUCUUGGGAUCGUAGCUGGGGUCAGCCACCGGAUUCCUAAUAGAAAACCGAUUCUGGAAGAUUUAAAGAUUGGCAUACUUCAAUACUAUGCUAAGGAGAUUGUUGGAUCGAGGACAGUUCUACCUCUCCAUAUUGUAGGAGGAUUACACGAUUUCUUUAUAUCGUUCGCUACUGCUGAAGACCUUGAGGUUAAUGUCUGGCCAUCCCUGGAAAAAGCCAUCCUUAGAGCUCCUGAAAUAGUUUUAAGCGGAGUUAUACCAUCCCUUGCCUCCUCAAUACACUCAAAGGUCGACAUAUCGGAAAUAUUCUUUACUCGUUUCUGCAAGCCACUCCUAGCAAAUAUCAAGACCACAAAUCCAGCUAUCAGAACUGGUGCUGUCAAAGCUUUUGAAAGCCUGGCUUCUAGAUGUAGGGCUGAACACUGGCUAUUGAAGGUAGUAGAAGAAGUGGUGGCACCGCUCAAAACCCAGAAAAUUACCAACGCCGAACAGCGUGGCCUUCAAGUUCAAAUACUCUCGGCUAUUCCACCUUCCACGAAUACAUCUCAAUUUAUACUGGAAGGACUCGUCACGGCCUUGUCCCGCGAAGCUAGUGAAAUUGCCUUGGAGCCUGAGAUUAAGUCAUUUUGCCUUCAUUUUGCCUUCCUCAUUCGCGCUGCAGCACCUGUUGGGAAGGAAAUAUUCACUGCUAUAGCGAAAGGCUGCAGUGAGAAACGAAUAAUCUUCCGCAAAUUGUGGCUGGUCAACGUUGGAGAACUUUUGUGGGGUUUGGAGGAUGAACAGUUAUUUGGUUCUAACCUCGAAAUGGAUUUCUUACAUGCAAUAGUUGCCAGACUUCAGGAAACAUUUGAUGACAUAGCCGCUAACCCAUUACCUGCGGUUCAGAGUGGGGCUAUUACAAUAGCUUUCGUCGUGACUGCUUUAUCAAGCAGACUCAAAAAUAAAAAAGAUAAGAAUGGAUCUUUGUUACUGGCGUACGACAGGGUUCUCCAGCAAUCGUUUUCUAUAUCGCCUAAACCCUCGUUCCUUCUGAAUCCUAAAAUCUACACGAAACUGACUUCAGCGGAUGACUUCCUAUGGAAAACACGUGCUCUGUCUACAAUUGCUCGAUCGAAGGUGUUUGAGGCUGGAGACCCUGCCGCAAGAGACGCAUGGGGACAGGCUUUCAUUUACAUGAUCUGUUCAUCUAGUACUCCUCCAGAAGUCCGAAGACAUGUAGUGAGUGCUUUCAAACAAUGCUGCUGUGGGAAUCCAGCCCUUGUUGGGAUAACAGCGAUAACUACAUUGUGGGAUUGGCUUCAUUCUCUGGAUACUUCCAAUAAAGACUCGGCUUCGUUCAGUGCAUGCACUGGAAAUGAAAAACUUCACCUUGUAAUCAAAGCUAUCAGCCUUUCACCCUCUGAACGUUACCCUGAAAACGAAAUAACCAAUGGAAUUCUCAAAGACCAACUUGUUGAAUUACUCGUUCUCUGCCGGCCGCUGUUGAUACCAGGGACACAAUGGAUUGACGUUGUUUUGAAAACCGGUAUAGAUCCGAGGGAAUUGGUUCAUGAGAAAUACAAAGAGUGCAUGUCUCAGAUCCUAAACGCUAUAACUAUAACCAGGGGAAAAUCUGCGGCAUGGAGCGCUGCAGCUGAUUUAGCUUUCGUGGCUCCCGAUAUCAUGAUUCCCUGUCUCAUUAAACAAAUUCAUGAAGAUCUGGAUCCGAAGCGAAUACUGAAAUUUGAUCCAACUGACAUUGCUAUAGCCCGGACACCUGAAGGAACUAUGUUUGUGGAUGUUCUGAGUACGAAAUCUAAACCUGUUAUAGGCAAGGGUAAGGAUGCGGACACUUUGAAAUGGGAGGAAGAGCUGCGGGCCCAAGUUGCACAGAAGCGAGGCCAACAAGAGAAAAAGUUGACUGCAGAUGAACAGGCAAAAGUUAAUGUGCAGUUGGUAAAAGAAGCUGAAAUUCGAAAAGAUGUUGAAACAGAGGAAGAAAUAAUCAAAAGAGGUGCCGGAAUCGUUGAAAGCCUUGCCCGAGGUCCCCCAACUGAUGUUGAGACAUGGAUAAACCCCGCUGUCGGGUGCCUUACGGACAUGGCGAAAGCUGGAGCCGGCGCCUUAGUCGCGGAUGCCAUUUCAUUGGCAUACGUUGCGUGUUCAAAUCGAAUCUCCUCAAGGCUUGGGUUAAUACGACCAUUUGUUGGAAUAGCUACGCUGCGAGCACUCGGGAGAACCUACUUAGACUCGGCAUUAGAAGAUGAACCUCUAGGGGUCUCCGACAAUAGACUCCCUCGCAUUAAGACUUUGCAAACUUUGAUAUCGUCUAUGGAGAAAUAUACCCAACACUAUAAAAUCAUUCGAGACACCUUUUUUGACCUUUGCAGGUGUAUAACCCAUAACAUCGAUCGAAAUGAGCUUGAAGUCAUUCUCAAGGCUUCGAUAGUCCAUGAGAUAUCAGUGCGAACAUCGGUGCUCCAGGCUAUCUUGGCGGAGAUGGAUCUUACUGACCUUGACUUUUCGGAGUACAUCUGGCUGGGUUGUCACGACCAUGUAGCGGAGAAUAGAGAAACGGCGGAGGCCAUUUGGGAGCAGAAUGCUUUCGAUGUUGAUGAAAAUUCCGCAAAUCUCUUGAUCAAAUAUCUUGAUACCAAGGACUCACAACUUCGAGGGACAGCGGCGAGAGCACUUGCCCAUGCUUGUGAAGUUAGCCCAGAAGUGUUCACUAAUAUUUUUACAAAGUUACAGUCGAAAUAUCGAGAAGAAGUAAGACCUAAAGCCCCAGAAAAAGAUGCCUACGGCAUGCCUAAAAAAGUUGAUGGGCAAGACAAAUGGGAGCCUCGAAGUGGAAUUGCACUGGCGUUUGGGGCAAUGGUGAAGGGUUUUCAAAAAGACCAAAUCGUCACACUACUUCAGUUCCUGAUCAAUGAGGGCCCGCUAAUAGAUAAGAGUGCUUUCGUGAGACGCCAAAUGGCUGAAAGUGGUAGCGCUGUUAUCACAUUGAGAGGCGCCGAAAAUGUCGAACAACUGAUGCAACUAUUUGAACAAUCAUUAGAAACGUCAGAUAAAGCGAGUGAACAAUCGGAUUGGCUCAACGAGGCUGUUGUAGUCUUAUACGGAUCCCUAGCUCGCCACCUGAGGCCAGGAGAUAAACGGGUCGACACCGUUAUCGGGAAACUCCUUGCCGCUCUAUCCACCCCAUCUGAAACCGUUCAAUUCGCAGUAGCCGAGUGCCUUCCCCCCGUCAUCAGACUCUCGAGCACAGAAACGGGCUCUUAUAUCCGCGAUAUGCUUGACCAACUUCUUCAUUCAAAACAAUACGCAUCGAGACGCGGUGCAGCAUACGGUUUAGCCGGUAUUGUUGGCGGGAAAGGAGUAUCGGCAUUCCGAGAAUAUCGUAUUAUGGCCCAUCUUACAGAUGCUUUGGAGAACAAGAAGGAAGCGAAUCAAAGACAAGGUGCCAUUAUGGCUUUCGAACUCUUCUCGUUGAUCUUAGGGCGUAUAUUCGAGCCAUACGUUAUCCAAAUCGUUCCGCAGCUAUUGAGCAGCUUUGGUGACCCAAGCAUCGAUGUUCGCAAUGCUUGCUUAGAUGCUGCUAAAACAUGCUUUUCAAAUCUGAGUUCUUAUGGUGUCAAGCAAAUCCUCCCGACCCUUCUAGACGGGCUUGACGAUCAGCAGUGGCGCAGCAAAAAGGGAGCUUGCGACCUUUUGGGAGCUAUGGCAUACCUUGACCCUCAGCAACUUGCCGUUAGUCUCCCUGACAUCAUCCCUCCUCUCACAGUUGUCCUAAAUGACAGUCACAAGGAGGUUCGCAAUUCUGCAAACCGGAGCCUUCAGCGGUUUGGGGAAGUGAUCAGCAACCCUGAGGUGAAGAGUCUUGUUGGUGUUCUUCUCAGAGCUCUUAGCGACCCUACCAAAUAUACCGACGAAGCAUUGGACGCAUUGAUAAAGGUGUCGUUCAUCCAUUACUUGGAUGCACCAUCCCUUGCACUGGUUGUGCGAAUCCUCGAACGUGGACUUGGGGACCGGUCAGCUACCAAAAAGAAAGCAGCUCAGAUUAUCGGCAGUCUGGCUCAUCUCACAGAACGUAAAGAUCUUAUCUCACAUUUGCCGAUAUUAGUCGCUGGGUUGAAACUUGCCAUCGUUGACCCUGUCCCGACGACUCGUGCAACGGCCUCCAAAGCACUUGGCUCUCUUAUCGAAAAACUCGGCGAAGACGCCCUCCCAGACCUUAUACCAAGCCUUAUGACCACUCUCAAAUCAGAUACUGGGGCUGGUGAUCGUCUGGGUUCCGCUCAAGCGUUAUCUGAAGUACUUGCGGGAUUGGGUACUUCGCGCCUCGAAGAAACUUUGCCUACUAUCUUGCAAAAUGUGUCAAGUGCUAAGGCGUCAGUCAGGGAAGGGUUUAUGUCGCUUUUCGUUUUUCUUCCUGCCUGUUUUGGUAACAGUUUUGCCUCUUAUCUUAACAAAAUCAUUCCCCCUAUUCUCGCUGGUUUGGCAGAUGAUGUCGAGGCAAUCCGCGAGACUUCCCUUCGUGCCGGGCGACUCCUGGUGAAAAACUUCGCCACCAAAUCCAUUGACCUCUUAUUACCAGAACUUGAGAGAGGCUUAGCUGAUGACAAUUACCGCAUUAGGCUGAGCUCCGUGGAGUUGGUUGGCGACUUGCUCUUCAAUCUCACUGGCAUCCAAAAUAGAGGAGAGGAUGAUGACGAAGAAGACAAUGCUGCACAAGCUGGCCAAUCCCUUCUUGAAGUAUUGGGAGAGGAAAAACGCAACAAGGUUCUCUCUUCUCUCUACAUUUGUCGUUGUGACACUUCCGGUUUGGUAAGAAGUGCAGCAAUAGCGGUUUGGAAAGCACUAGUCGCCACCCCUCGGACCCUGAAAGAACUUGUACCUACCCUGUCCCAGCUCAUCAUUCGCCGGCUUGCAAGUCCCAACAUGGAACAGAAGGUUAUUGCCGGAAAUGCAUUAGGCGAGCUUAUCAAGAAGGCCGGAGAAGGGGUCUUGUCAACACUGCUACCGUCGCUGGAAGCCGGUCUGGUUGCAUCUACGGACGUGGACUCAAGGCAAGGUAUUUGUAUUGCAUUACGAGAGCUCGCCAUCUCCGCUUCAGCUGAAUCACUAGAAGAUUAUGAGAAGAUUCUCAUAUCGAUUGUGCGGACUGCCCUGGUAGACCAUGACGAGACCGUGCGUGAAUCUGCAGCCGACGCGUUUGAUGCCCUGCAACAUAUACUAGGCAAACGAGUAGUUGACCAGGUUCUUCCCAAUUUACUUCAUCUUCUUAGAUGCGAGGCCGAUGCACAACAAGCGCUUUCUGCCCUCUUGACGCUGUUGACGGAAACUACGAGAGCCAACCUGAUACUCCCCAAUCUCAUUCCAACAUUAUUGACCGCACCUAUCUCCGGAUUCAAUGCAAAGGCUCUAGCAUCGUUGGCUGAAGUAGCAAGCUCUUCUAUGACCCGAAGGUUACCUGCCAUAUUAAAUGCAUUUAUGGAUACCAUUGUUUCCACCAAAGAUGAUGAGCUCAGGGAUGAGAUUGGAGAAGCUUUUGAUACUAUUUUGGAAUCUGUGGAUGAAUAUGAUGGACUAAACGCUUCAAUGAGUGUAAUGUUAUCGCUGAUGAAGCAUGAGGAUCAUCGCAAACGAGCAAAUGCUGCCACCCGCUUAGGGAGAUUCUUCUCCCAUUCAGACGUCGAUAUUUCCCGUUACCACCCCGAUUUGAUUCGCGUAUUGCUUAUCUCGUUUGAUGACCACGAUAAGGGCGUGGUAACAGCAGCAUGGGAUGCUUUAACACAACUCACUACACACAUAAAAAAGGAGGAAAUGGAAGUUUUGGUCAUUCCAACGCGUCAAGUUCUGCGGCAAGUUGGUGUUCCAGGAUCUGAUCUUCCAGGAUUUUGCUUACCGAAAGGAAUUGGAUCGAUAUUCCCAAUAUUUCUUCAAGGGCUUCUCAAUGGAAAUGUGGACCAGCGUGUACAAUCUGCACUUGCUAUUGCCGAUAUCAUAGACAGGACAAGUGCGGAAGCAUUAAGACCAUAUGUCACUCAAAUCACCGGUCCAUUGAUCAGAGUUGUCUCAGAGCGAUCUGUAGAUAUCAAGUGCGCCGUUUUCUUAGCUCUAAACAAGCUUCUGGAAAAGAUACCUCUAUUUGUGAAACCAUUCUUGCCGCAACUGCAGCGGACAUUCGCCAGAGGACUGGCAGAUACUUCGAGUGAUGUAUCACGAAAGAGAGCUGCCAAAGGUUUAGGAAUCCUGAUAACAUUAACGCCUAGAGUCGAUCCACUCAUAGCUGAGCUUGUCGCUGGUUCUAAAACUUCCGAUUCUGGUGUUAGAAAUGCCAUGCUUCAAGCAUUGCAUGAAGUUGUAAGCAAAGCGGGUAAAAAUAUGAGUGAUGCAUCUAGAAAUGCGAUCCUCGCUCUUAUUGACGAUGAGUCCAAUGAGCGAGAUGAUGCGAUGAAUACUACAAAUGCCGGGCUUCUCGGCGCUCUUGUCAAAACUAUUCCAGCUACUGCUGCCGUUCCACUGAUAAAGAGCCGUGCCCUCACGCCUCACCUAUCCCACUCCUCGGUUCUUAACCUCAAUGCGCUUUUAGUGGAAUCUGCAGCAUUUCUCGUAGAAAAAUUUCCUUCUGAGACCCCAUCAGUCAUAUCCAAUGGCAUUUCGAACAAAGAUACAUUCAUAUCGGAUAACAGCGUUCUUGCGGCAGGCAAGUAUCUUCUAUCAGAGAGCAUAACGCGAAACUUUGAGACAGAUAAACCUUUAGUAGAAGCUCUUGCCAAUGUAAUCAAGCCCGGUGGGCCCACGGAUACUCGCCGGAUAGCUUUGGUCAUUGUUCGAACAGUCAGCCGUCUGCAUCCGGAGCUCAUUCGUCCUCAUCUCCCUCUCCUGGCGCCAUACGUCUUUGCUAGUGUGCGGGAUGUUGUGAUACCGGUUAAACUGGCCGCGGAAGCAGCUUUCUUGGCGCUGUUUUCAGUAGUCGAAUCCGGAGCCACUGUAUUCGAAAAAUACAUGAAUGGCGCAGGAGCCGAGCUGCCCACGGGCACGAAACGGAGCAUGCAAGAUUACUUUAAACGCGUUGCCCUGAAGCUUGCAAACCAGGCUCGGGAGAGGCGAGAGGCUGAAGGUGGCCAGGGGGGAUUGGGACUUUCCAGUGAUGAACUUGAGGAUGAAAAGGAGCUAAUCGUCCAUUUCCCCAACCCCAAACGCAAAUCUGUCGUCGUCAAUAUUGAUUGUGGGAAUUCGAACAUCCAAUCCGUCAACGACCGACCAUCGAUAAUAUCCGGCAUCAAGAUGGUCAACCUUCGCACCCAGAAGCGCCUGGCGGCCUCCGUGGUCGGCUGCGGCCAACGCAAGAUCUGGCUCGAUCCCAAUGAAGUUAACGAGAUCUCCACCGCCAACUCCCGCCAGACCAUCCGCAAGCUUUUGAGCGAUGGCCUCAUCAUCCACAAGCCUGUGACCAUGCACUCACGUUCCAGAGCCCGGGAGCUCGCAGAGGCUAGAAAAAUCGGACGACAUCGCGGUUUCGGUAAGAGAAAGGGUACCAAGGACGCCAGAAUGCCAAGCCAAGUCCUGUGGAUGCGCCGUCUCCGAAUUCUUCGCCGUCUGCUCGCCAAAUAUCGCGCUGCUGGCAAAAUCGACAAGCACCUCUACCACGAGCUAUACCACUUGAGCAAGGGUAACACCUUCAAGCACAAGCGUGCUCUUGUUGAGCAUAUCCACAAGGCCAAGGCUGAGAAGGCCCGUGAACGCACAAUUAAGGAGGAGAUGGAUGCCAAACGCGCCAAGGUCCGGGCUGCCCGCGAACGACGACAAGAGCGUAUCGCUGCCAAGAGAAACGCUCUUGUAGCAGAGGGCGAGGAGGAACAGGAAUAAAUGCUUUUUCUUUAUGGUUUCUUUUCUUUUCUUUUCUUUUUUUUUUCCAUGGGCCCAAUACUAGGGAGGUGUUUAUAUAUUUUCCUUGUUAGGUGAUUGCGUGAGAGAGAGAGAAAAAAAACAAAAAACCUAUGGGGCUUUGUUCUCUUAUGUCAUUUCAUACUUUCACUUUCUUUUUUGUUGCAAAGCUAACAAGCAAAAUCUCAUGAUAAUCCUCCCUCCCGCCUUCCUCUUCGUAUUUCCCUCAUCUUUUCACCUCGGACCUUAUUUUGUGUUCCCUGAUCUGAUCGAAGAGGAGGAAGGGGAAAUGGAAAAAGGAGGCGAAAUAAUCACCUACUUGGAUUGGACAGCCUUACAAGCGCCGGUGGGGCUCCCAUACAGAAAGGAUGGCCAAAGAAGAAGAAGAAAAGAAUACCUAGCGCUCGAAAUGACAAGAAAAAUAAUGCAAUAAUACCCAAAAACGACAUUUUUCUCCC